UUGUGUAACUUUUAAAUCUUGUUGUCCAUGGUUUUCCAAAUUUGGAAACUGGCAGAUGUCAGUAUUCUUUCAUUUUUAUUAUUAAUAUGCCAUAGUUAACAUGAAUCCUCUCACUGUUGGUAGUUUAAUAAACAUAAAAAGAAGAGAUGGCAGAAUUCAGGAAGCAAUAGUAUCAUGUAUUGAUCAAGAACUAAAUUGUGCCAAAGUGGAGUGGCUAGAAAAUGGAGAGUCCAAAGGCAAGGAUGUACAUUUUGCUAACAUUAUGUCACUGAAUCCAAACAUACAGAUACCCAAGACAUCUACUGCAACAAGAGAAAAGUUUACUACAAGUAAAAAGGUUGAUGACAAUUUUCUAAACUCAAGUAAAAGAAAAUUUUCAGCUUAUAGUAAAGACUCCAGGGUCCAUUCUGCCAAACCAAGGUUAAUAUAUAAUAGUAUUAUAAACUCUAGACAAGCCAGUGAAGUAUCAGUUGAUAGUAAACUAAUAAAUAACAAAACUACCCGAUCUGCUAUAGAGUAUAACGGCAAAGUCAAAGAAAGUGCUACUGUUAAAAAACUAAGUAAGCUUGAGAAAGACCGCAUAGAAAGAAGAAAGAAGCAUGCUGAAGUGAAAGCAGAAAAGGAAGCAAUAGUGAAAAAGAAUCAGCAUAAUCCCCACUGGGAACUAGGUAAUAUGAUUAUAGAAUACAGGAAUAAAAUUGAAUUCAAACCUUUAUCAUCUAAAGAUAACAAUAUCGAAGAUCAUUUAAUCACUGUUGCUGUUAGGAAGAGGCCUUUAAAUGGUAGUGAUUUAACGAAGAAGGAAAUUGACAUUGUAACCAUUCCAAAUAAAAACCAACUUAUAAUUCAUGAGCCAAAAUUUAAGGUAGAUCUUACUAGAUAUCUUGACAACCAUGUCUUUACAUUUGAUUAUGCUUUCAAUGAAAACUGCUCAAAUUUUAUGGUUUAUAAAUACACUGCCCAACCACUUGUUAAGACAGUAUUUGAAGGAGGUUUUGCUACAUGUUUCGCAUAUGGUCAAACUGGGUCUGGAAAGACAUAUACAAUGAGUGGCAAUUUAACAGAUGCCAAUCAAAAAGGUAUUUAUGCAUUAACUGCAGCUGAUAUUUUUAGAGACAUAAAUUCAACCAAGUAUAGAAAUUUGGGCUUAAGUGUGUCUUGUAGUUUCUUUGAAAUAUAUGUCAAAAAAAUCUCAGACUUAUUAAAUAACAAAAGAACACUUAAAAUAUUAGAAGAUGGCAAACAACAAGUUCAAGUAGUAGGAUUAACAGAACAUAGUGUUUCUUCUGUGCAAGAAGUGUUACAAUUAAUUAAAAUAGGGAACGAAGUGAGAGCUUCUGGACAAACAUCAGCAAAUGCCAAUUCUUCCCGAUCCCACGCAAUAUUCCAGAUUUAUUUAAGAAGAAACUCUAAUUUGAAAAAAAUUUAUGGUAAAUUUUCUUUAAUAGAUCUUGCAGGGAACGAACGUGGUGCAGACACAUUUUCUUCUUCAAAAUUGACUAGAUUGGAAGGUUCUGAAAUAAACCAAUCAUUACUUUCACUUAAAGAGUGUAUAAGAGCAUUAGGCAGAAAAGGGGCACAUCUUCCUUUCAGAGCUUCUAAACUAACACAAGUUCUGAGGGAUUCGUUUGUUGGCAUCAACUCAAAAACGUGCAUGAUUGCUAUGGUUUCCCCAGAUGUUAGUUCAUGUGAAAAUACUUUAAAUACACUUAGAUAUGCAGAUAGAGUCAAGGAACUAGGUGGAGAUACAAUUACACCUAAACCAACAGUGACCAUUGACUAUAACUCUAAUUCCACCAGCUUAAACAAUAUGGAUACCUUACACGUGCCUGUCCAACACUCUACCCCCAGCAUUGUUAAUCAGACAAAAAUGAAGAAUGAAGUACAUAAUCUUCAAAAAGAGUUUGUUGAAAAGGUUCAAGAAAUUGUCAAGUCAUCAAAUAGCAAUUUGGACAAUUAUACUCAUACUUUUAACAAUGUUAUUGAUGAUGUUAUAACUUUUUUAAAUGAAGCGAAAAUAUAAAUAUAUUUAUGUUACUA
This is a messenger RNA of Diabrotica virgifera virgifera (western corn rootworm), 2040 nucleotides long. RefSeq names its product kinesin-like protein Klp10A. The coding region runs from base 101 to 2023 and encodes 640 amino acids. Gene Ontology annotation, biological process: microtubule-based movement. The record is from RefSeq and is a predicted model, not a curated record. NCBI's taxonomy places the organism in Eukaryota, Metazoa, Arthropoda, Insecta, Coleoptera, Chrysomelidae. The transcript has a single exon. Gene Ontology annotation, molecular function: microtubule binding; microtubule motor activity; ATP binding.